Prunus avium (sweet cherry) is the source of this 1160-nucleotide messenger RNA. RefSeq names its product ribonuclease H2 subunit B. The record is from RefSeq and is a predicted model, not a curated record. Gene Ontology annotation, cellular component: nucleoplasm; ribonuclease H2 complex. Lineage: Eukaryota; Viridiplantae; Streptophyta; Magnoliopsida; Rosales; Rosaceae. Gene Ontology annotation, biological process: RNA catabolic process.
GGACCUAUCAUAUCCCCUCCCUCCAUCUCUCUGCACGGCGCGCGCGCAGUUUCUUUUUCGGUUUCGCUUCACUACGCCUUUGGUGACUGCUAGGGUUUAAGGAACGAAAGUUUCAUUUCAAUGGCUUGGUGGGAAGGCUUCGAUGAAAUCCGUCUUCUCAUCGCAGCAGAUACUGCUGAAACUGGAAACGACGUCGGACAAUUGCUUUCGCUUCGGCAUCCCAAGUCCGGGAACUCAAUCUGCUGUCUUUUAGUUAAUGGAGUUCUUCAGGAGCUUAAUUGGUUCAAGCAAUCCUACACUUCUUGGUUUCUGGGUGACUAUGUUGCUGAAGAUGGUGGAUUAUACACUACCACUCCAGUUGAUCCUGUUUUCAUUUUGUUGCCCAUUUUUGAAGAAGCUAGAAUGAAGAAGGGGGAUGAUCCGGGGAAGUUCAGGCUUGUAGAUGAGAUAAUCUUUGUUGAAGGCUAUCCCGGAUAUCAGAAACUAUUGCCCAUUGCAGAGAAUUGUAUGCAAGUAGUUAGUGAAAUCAAAGAAAUUGGAUCCUCAAAAUUUUUCAGGCUUGAUGAUUCCAAAGUUCUAGCUUGGAUGUACCAUAAGGUAUGUCAGCUAAAACAGACACUAUCCACCUUGGACAAUAAUUAUGCUGCAAGGGAAGAGAAAGAUAGAUUAAUUGAUGCAGUUUCAAUAUUAGGGGAAUACUUGGAUGAGCCCUGGCUGAAGCUUUUGAGUGACUGUUUGAGGAUAGACUUAACAGAGGCAACAAGAAAAAUGUCAGAUAUCGAAAUUCUUCCGACUGCCACAGAAAGCAAUGGCUCACAGGAAAAAAGUAAGAGUGACAAUAAGACUACCAGAGCUGGAAGGCAAGCUAAGAAGCCCAAAGUGGAGACAGAAUCACAUAACAUCAGAGAAAUGUUUACUAGAGCUUCUUCAAGAAGGAAAAAGUGAACCAUUUCAAAAUGACACAUUUUUGUGUAAAUCAUGAAGUUCCUUCACCAUGAUUCGAAAUGCCAAUCUAAACGAUUUUGAUUAGACCAGUAAUUAGUCCAUCAGCAUUGACCACUGUACUGCUGCCUUGUAAUCCAUCGACUGUAUCAUUGAUUUGUGUUGUAGUGAUUAGUGACUAGUUAUUUCAAGAUUAAUGUUCUCACCUUAAACUGUAA